This is a messenger RNA of Stomoxys calcitrans (stable fly), 496 nucleotides long. Its product is annotated as sarcocystatin-A-like. The transcript has 2 exons. NCBI's taxonomy places the organism in Eukaryota, Metazoa, Arthropoda, Insecta, Diptera, Muscidae. The coding region runs from base 50 to 427 and encodes 125 amino acids. The record is from RefSeq and is a predicted model, not a curated record.
AUUUCCUUCGAGAUAGCUUAAAGUGUUUUGAAAAUAUUCUUCUCGCACAAUGUUGAAAACAAUUCUAGUAGCUGUUGCCUUAUCAACAUUGAUUGUGGUCAAAGCUCAUGAUCCCCUAUGCUAUGGAUGCCUUAAAACUAUGCCUGCUAAAGAUCUCAGCGAAACUGGAGUUGAUUUAAAGCUGGUUCUAAAGAAAUUGGCAGAGGAUAAUGGCCCCAAAUACAAACUUUCCCAGGUAAACUCAGGAAUAGAGCAACUAGGCUAUCGAUAUAAACUGAAAGUUGAUUUAGAUGACAAUGGCACUACUAAGACUUGCGAUGUCAUUCUAAUGAUGCUGCGAUGGGAGGACAAAAACUAUCAACUGACCUUGAAAUGUCCCAAUGAGCCAGAAAUUAAGAGAGCCUAUAAUAUUCAAUUAUACGAUUGAGACAAUUGACUCUUAUCAGCGAAUGAUUGUUGGAAUAUUUGUGAAAAACAUUUGUCGUAGGAAGUUACA